Molecule: messenger RNA, 1369 nt
Organism: Spinacia oleracea (spinach)
Lineage: Eukaryota; Viridiplantae; Streptophyta; Magnoliopsida; Caryophyllales; Amaranthaceae
Product: short-chain dehydrogenase TIC 32 B, chloroplastic
Exons: 8
Coding region: 169-1152 (327 amino acids)
Source: RefSeq, a predicted model, not a curated record
CACCUCAUUGAUAAUUGAUUACCUUUUUUUGUGUGUCAUACUUUCCUUUAAACUGCUUCUCCUCUGUCAUUCAACUGUCCAUAUUUCUAAGCUUAUAAUUAAGCUCCAUCAAUCUUCACUUUCUUUGCGAUCGACUCAGUGAUUUACCCACACAAUUAAGUAGCAAACAUGGUUAACUUUUUCACAUUGCUGACCGGAUACCCGGGUGCAAGCGGGUUCGGUUCUGGUACAACUGCUGAACAGGUUACUCAAGGGAUUGAUGCCUCUAACCUCACUGCUAUUGUCACUGGAGGGUCAAGUGGGAUUGGACUAGAGACGGCAAGAGUGUUGGCACUUAGGAAUGCACAUGUCUUCAUAGCUGCCAGAAACAUGAGCGCGGCUAAUGAAGCCAAACAGCUUAUCCUUGCUCAAAACAAAUCUGCUAGGAUCGACAUUCUCAACCUUGAUCUCUGCUCUAUCAAAUCCGUCACAGAAUGUGCUCAUCAUUUCCUUUCUCUAAACUUGCCUCUUAACAUUUUAAUAAACAAUGCUGGUAUUAUGUUCUGUCCCUUUCAGCUAUCUGAAGAUGGGGUUGAGCUCCAAUUCGCCACAAAUCAUCUAGGUCAUUUUCUGUUUACAAAUCUGCUGCUUAACAAAAUGAAGCAAACAGCUAAAGUCACUGGAAUCCAAGGAAGAAUAGUGAUUUUAUCAUCAAUAGCACAUGUUCAUACUUAUCCUGGAGGAAUUAUAUUUGAUAAAAUCAAUGAUGAAAACAGUUACUCAGACAAAAGAGCUUAUGGACAAUCUAAGUUAGCAAACGUACUACAUGCAAAUGAGUUGUCUCGCCGUCUAAAGGCAGAGGGCGCAAAUGUUACUGUCAACUCUAUACACCCAGGAUUAAUCAUGACAAAUCUAAUGAAGCAUUCAUACUUCUUAAUAAGAUUUAUAAAUCUUCUGACAAGGCUCUUAUGGAAAAGCGUGCCACAGGGAGCAGCAACAACUUGCUAUGCAGCUCUCCAUCCGAGUUUAAAAGGUGAAACAGGCAAGUAUUUUGUAGACUGCAAUGAAUUGGAGCCUAUUGCACUUGCUAAAGAUGAGGCGUUGGCCAAGAAACUUUGGGACUUUAGCGAGGAUUUAGUGAAGUCAGCUUCGAAGCUUAAACAGAUUAAUUAGUUCAUUUACGUGCUUCUCUAAUUAUAAUGAAACAGAACAUUGUCCAAUGGUACGGAGAUUAGAAUGAUACAAAUUGUUGUUGCUUUGUUGUGUAUUAAUACUAAGACCGAGCAAGUAGUGCUCUAACAAGUGUAUGUCUUGUAUUCUAUGCUAUGUGUUGUCUAUUUAAAGGGUUCCUAAUUUAUAAAAAAAGGCAGCAUUUUAUGCUAUCGGUCAA